Molecule: messenger RNA, 1420 nt
Organism: Schistocerca cancellata (South American locust)
Lineage: Eukaryota; Metazoa; Arthropoda; Insecta; Orthoptera; Acrididae
Product: mitogen-activated protein kinase kinase kinase 7-like
Exons: 9
Biological process (GO): positive regulation of canonical NF-kappaB signal transduction; JNK cascade; protein phosphorylation
Molecular function (GO): magnesium ion binding; ATP binding; MAP kinase kinase kinase activity
Source: RefSeq, a predicted model, not a curated record
UGUGUUAACAAUCUGUGCACUGGCAUCUUUGAAAUCAAAGAUGGCACCAAAAAAGUAUUUUGAUAAGUGAACCGAAAUGGGAAUGUGAUUUAUGUAAAUAAUCAGACAAUAUUAUAAACUAUGUGAUGGUGGGAAAAACACAUGGCGUGCAAGGAAGGAAAUGUCCAACCUCAGCACUUUGUCGAAGAAAUUGAUUACAAUGAAAUAAAAAAGAUACAGGUUGUAGGGAAAGGUUCAUUUGGCGUUGUUUGGAAAGGAAAAUGGCGGAACAUUGAUGUAGCUGUAAAACACAUAGAUUCUGAAGCAGAAAAGAAGGCAUUUGCAGUUGAAGUGAGACAGCUGUCAAGGAUAAAUCAUCCCAAUAUUGUAAAACUUUAUGGUGCCUGCACUCAAAAUCCAAAUCCAGUAUGUCUUGUGAUGGAAUAUGCAGAGGGAGGUUCACUGUACAAUGUUCUUCACUGUCGACCGUUACCUAAAUAUACUGCAGGCCAUGCUAUGAGCUGGGCAUUGCAGUGUGCUAAUGGUGUAGCUUAUCUGCACAACAUGAAACCAAAAGCAUUAAUACACAGGGAUCUUAAACCACCAAACCUUCUUCUCAUAAUGGGUGGAAAAGUACUCAAAAUAUGUGACUUUGGAACAGCCUGUGAUAAGAAAACCUAUAUGACAAACAAUAAAGGGAGUGCUGCUUGGAUGGCUCCUGAAGUGUUUGAAGGUUCAAGCUAUACCGAAAAAUGUGAUGUCUUUAGUUGGGGAAUUAUUCUGUGGGAAGUUUUGAGCAGGCGGAAGCCUUUUGAUGACAUUGGUGGCUCAGCUUACAGAAUUAUGUGGGCUGUGCAUACUGGUGAACGACCACCCCUGAUAGAAGGAUGCCCACGACCAAUUGAAUCUCUUAUGACCAGGUGUUGGGACAAAAAUCCAGCAAACAGACCAUCAAUGGAUGAAGUUGUUCAUAUAAUGAAUGCACUUUUUCCGUUCUUUACUGGGUAUGAUGAACCUGUACAAUAUUCUUCUGGAGAUGAAGAGUCUUCUCAAGGUAGUGCUCUGCCAGAAGAAUAUGACUCAGAUGAUGAAGACACACAAGCUGAAAUGGGAACAACUUUGACAGAUCGUUCAAAGACCCAAGUCUCUUCAACAUCAACAAUGAAUGGUUCUAUUAUGACACAAGGAAAAACAGAGCUGGUGGCAGAGAGUCUGAAGAAACCUCUACAAAUUGAAGUUGAUCCUUAUCCUUGGACACUGGAACCGAAGGAUCAAGAUAGAGGCAGAAGGUCCACUGAAGGAAUAAGGUUCAGGGAACCCAACCCGUAUAUAGGUUGGCAAUCAGAUGAUGAUAUGAGGAAGACAACACCUGGCACUAUAGAAAUAAUGAAGACAACUGGGCUUGACAAGUCAGUGCCUGUACAAAAUGCACCAACAAGUG